UUGUGAUGGGAUGCGGGCAGCAGGAGAUUCGGGUCUGCACAACAACUCAAAGCGCUCUUUGAUUCCUCCAGUGUCAGAAGGUGUCAGAGCGUCCACGUAUUUUGACGACGUCGCGCUUAAGUCAAGAUCAAAGAACGUACGAUAAUAAAAACAACGUUCGAUUGGAUCACGUGCGCUUUUGUUUGGAAGAACUCGAUUGUUUCUGUUGUUGUUGUUGUUUUUGUUGUUUUAAUUAGUAGUUAUGAACACGUUGAACACUGUGCCUAUAACGGCGACGGCGGCGGCGAGCGUCGCGGCGGCUGCGGUCGCUUCCAUCCACAAUUUGAGCCACAGCCAGGUUUCUGGUGGUGCAGCAGCAGCCGCAGCAGCAUCUUCUGGAAGCGGUGAUCUUGGGACGACGCUGGACAAGACGGAAAUCAACGAUGCCGUCACCAAAGUGCUGAAAGGAUACGAUUGGACGCUCGUACCGAUCGCCACCAAGGCAUCGUCGGACAAGAGGAAAUUGCACGUGAAGAGACCGAUGAAUGCUUUUAUGGUUUGGGCGCAAGCUGCAAGACGGAAAUUGGCCGAACAAUAUCCGCAAUUGCACAACGCUGAACUAUCAAAAACCCUUGGAAAACUGUGGAGGGUGCUGAGCGACAACGACAAGAAGCCGUUCAUCGAGGAGGCGGAAAGGUUGAGGGUCAUCCACAAACGCGAGCAUCCGGAUUACAAGUAUCAGCCGAGGCGUAGGAAGCAGAACAAAAGUCCGGCAGGAUCGGAUCAAAGUGGCGGUGGACAUCAAGGUGGAGGAAAUCACGGACCCAACAUGACGUUCAGGUCGUUGAAGCAGGAGGAUUCUCCGAUGAGUUUGAGGAGCAACUCGACGUCUCCGUCGAGCUGCGAUCCGCACAGUCCGCCAGCGAAUCACCAGCAAAUCAGGACGCCCUCGUGUCUGGAUCAGAGUCCGGCCGUGGAUUUCGGUGACAUCGAGCAGGCGUCCUUCAUUCCCGACGACCUCGACAGCAACGAUCUCGAUCAGUAUUUGGAGAACGGGAACGGCAUGUACCACCAUCAGAACUACCAGAGCUACAGGCAACAGCAUCAGCAUCAGGAAGACGUCGAAACGAACAAUAAUCAUCAUCAUCAGCAACACCACCAUCACCAUCACAGCAUCAGCAAAGCGAAAGGGUUGCAGACGCAGCAGGAUUACGCGUCGCGAUACCACGAACUCCAACCGAGCGCCUCGUCGAUCAUCAAGAACGAACGUUUCCCAUCGCCCACCGAGCAGAUCUACUAUCCACCCAACCUUGUCGCAACAACCAACAACUUCUACUCAUCCGCAACCCCGUACUUACCCCCGUAUCAGUAUUUGCCGCAGAAAUCGCCCGUCUUCAACGCACCCGUCAACUCCUACCAGGUGGACACGACGCCAUCUCUCGAAUGGAACGGCUACAUCUAAUCAAAAAA
Messenger RNA from Nicrophorus vespilloides, 1449 nucleotides. Its product is annotated as transcription factor Sox-9-A-like. The record is from RefSeq and is a predicted model, not a curated record. The transcript has 3 exons. Lineage: Eukaryota; Metazoa; Arthropoda; Insecta; Coleoptera; Silphidae. Gene Ontology annotation, biological process: regulation of transcription by RNA polymerase II. Bases 242 to 1441 code for a protein of 399 amino acids. Gene Ontology annotation, molecular function: RNA polymerase II cis-regulatory region sequence-specific DNA binding; DNA-binding transcription factor activity, RNA polymerase II-specific. Gene Ontology annotation, cellular component: nucleus.